CCCCUCCCUUUUCCCCUUCUCCACCUUUUCAUUCCCCCCUCCCCGUCUUUUUCUUCUUUUUCUUUCUCUGCUUUCCCCCCACUCCCUCCUUUUCCUUCCUUCCCUGCAUCGCUUCUGCGGCGUGGAGUUCUUUCAGCCUUGGUCGGGAAACAACAACAACCACCAAAACAUCAUCCACACCAUCACCACCGCCUUCAUCCCAGAGACACAAAAAAACCCCCCCCUACAAUCUCGGCGUCGCAUCCAUUUAUCUCUCGCCCGCCCUCUUCCUUUCCUCCCCUCCCCUCUCCCCUCCCAAUCCGGACGUGUGCUACUGCUGCCAGCCCCACCGCCUUGCCUCCUUCCAUCCAUCCAUCCGUCCUCUUUUGUACGCAGCAUCGUCUUGGAAGGAGGGGGGAGGGCUACGAACAGAAGAAGGAGGCGAAUCGGGGGGCCCAUUCCUUCCGACCCGCCCCACCCGUAGAGGAGGAGGAAGAGGAAGAAGAGGAGGAGGGGGCGGCCAAGAAGCCCGCUGCUAGAGCCGUCCUCGUCCACCAAGGAGCCGCCGCCGCCGCCGCCGAUACCCGGCUGGAGCCCGGCGCGCCCUAAGCAUGGUCACUCAGAUAAUCAGCACAAUGGAGACCCAAGUGUCCAAUGGCCCCACAAGCAACAGUUCCCUCCCCAAUGGGCCACUGAUCAGUGCCAACGGUGCCACUGAUGACUCCAAAACUAACCUCAUAGUCAACUACCUGCCCCAGAACAUGACACAGGAGGAGUUCAAGAGCCUCUUUGGAAGCAUUGGAGAAAUUGAAUCCUGCAAAUUGGUCCGAGACAAAAUCACAGGGCAAAGUUUAGGCUAUGGCUUUGUCAAUUAUGUUGAUUCCAACGAUGCUGACAAAGCAAUCAACACAUUGAAUGGCCUCAAACUACAGACGAAAACAAUCAAGGUGUCCUAUGCACGGCCCAGCUCAGCUUCUAUCCGCGAUGCAAAUCUCUACGUGAGUGGCCUGCCCAAGACCAUGAGCCAGAAAGAGAUGGAACAGCUUUUCUCACAGUAUGGGCGGAUCAUCACUUCCCGCAUCCUUGUCGACCAGGUCACAGGCGUUUCCAGAGGAGUGGGCUUCAUUCGUUUUGACAAGAGGAUAGAAGCCGAGGAGGCCAUCAAGGGGCUGAAUGGGCAGAAACCCCUGGGUGCCAGUGAGCCCAUCACAGUCAAGUUUGCCAACAACCCCAGCCAGAAGACAGGGCAAGCGCUGCUCACACAUCUGUACCAAACCACAGCCCGGCGGUACACUGGACCCUUGCACCACCAGACUCAGCGAUUCAGGCUCGACAAUUUGCUAAACAUGGCAUACGGCGUCAAGAGUCCUCUCUCCUUGAUCUCCAGGUUCUCUCCCAUCACGAUCGACAGCAUGACCAGUCUGGCGGGAGUCAACCUGACAGGGGCCUCCAGUGCUGGCUGGUGCAUCUUUGUGUACAACCUCUCCCCCGAGGCAGACGAGAGUGUCCUGUGGCAGCUCUUUGGGCCUUUCGGGGCCGUCACCAACGUCAAAGUGAUCCGCGAUUUCACCACCAACAAGUGCAAGGGCUUUGGCUUUGUCACCAUGACCAACUACGACGAAGCAGCCAUGGCCAUCGCCAGCCUCAAUGGCUACCGACUGGGUGACCGAAUCCUCCAGGUUUCCUUCAAGACCAGGAUCCAGACCCUCUGUGACGAAUGACUGAGUUACAGCUCCAGCAACAAGCAGAGCCCUGGCUUGAACAUCACCUGAACCAAACACCAUGGCAGCAAUGGAGGAAGGGGAGCUGCUCUGUCUUUUCAGAGGCUGACCCAGCCUUGCAGGGCCUCCACCCAGCCAUUCAUUCUGUGUCCACCAGGCCAUUCUUGACCCUAUCUCUGUCCAAUAAUUAUUGUAAACAUGUGAGCAAGUGGAAAUGCAGAAUUAGCCCCAUCUUCAACCAAAUGGAUCUUCUAUGUGUGAGGGAAAUUUCUAUUUCACUGAAAGCACUUGCUGCUGGCCGUUGUCACAUCAGCCUUGGGCUGGAGCUCAGGGAAAGCCUUCUUGACAGGUCUGGACACCAAGUCUUCUCCCAGCUAUGUUGCCUUUUCUGAACAAUGGGACUCAAAUGCCUGUGGAGGGAGAUCUUGCAUGAUGUAGGAAGUGUGCUUGUGGGGGUGGUUGGCUGGUUUGGGGGCACAGACAUGAGGCUCUUGGUCAAGGUGGGCUUUCAGCGUUUAAGCAAGAGAUCUUUCUUGGGUCAAGAGAGCAUUCAUUCCUGGUUUGCAGGGCUCCCUCUGUGUGUGUGUGUUUGUGUGUGCGAGUAUUGGAGAGAGAGAAAGAGUUGCAGGCCAAACAUUUCACUUGGGACAAUUUCUCCUUAACAUGGGCCAGCUUCUUGUUUGCUCCUUUCACUUAAAAGCAAGAGACUUGGGAUAGGGGGGAGGAAGAGAAUAGGAAGAAAAAAAUCUGGUCAUGAUUUCACCCAUCUGGCAGCCAUAAAUGCCAAAUACCUUUCGGAGUUUUAGCCAUUUCUGCAUAGGUAUCACCCAUGUUCUCAAAUGUAAGCCAAAAGAGUCCAGAAGAACUCUUCAAAUGUCAAAAGUUUGCUCUGUAGGGCUGCUGCUUUUUUGUUGAAAAAAAAAAGAAAGAAAAAUAAGUAUUUAUUUAAUUUAUUUGAGUUUAUGGCCGUCUCCCUUCAGAAAGGAACCUUGAAGUGGGAUAAAUCUGUGUGUGAGAGUUGUACUACACUGACAUCCAUAUGUCCAUGUUUCUUUCUUGCUUCCUCUCCCCGCACUUCGAAGGGCAGGAGGAGGGAAGUUCCUCUUAAAAAAACUAACUCUGAAAGGAGACGCCAUUGCUACUGCCUUUCCCGAGGCAUCUCCUUUGUUCACAAAUCACAUCCUGAAAAUGCACAUCCGCUAUUUUCCAUUCUUUAUUUAUUUAUUUAUUUAUUUUUGGUUUGCUGAAAACAACGAAGUCAUCGUUGGCACGUUGAGCAAGGGAUGUUAUUUUCUUUUGCUCUCAAAAGCAAAAAUGGAAGACAAAAUGAACAACAUUUAAAAGACGAACUUAAUGAUAAUUAAACAUUUUAGCAUUAGUUCGAGUUUUAAUUGUUUAAUGAUUUAGAAAUUAGUUUAGGAUUUCUUGAUUUUUUGACAAUAAAUGUGUUCACUUGUGUUUUGUAAGAGUCUGUGGCAGCUUCUGUUUGCGAUAAAAUGAGAAAAAAAACAAAAAAACUGGCACCAUUAACUCUUGUAUCUUUUUGCGAAUUUUAGCUUCUUGUAGUUUUAACUUAUUGUUAACUUAAAUAUUUAUUACUGCCUUGUAAGAGUACAUUUGUGUAUAUUUAUGUUCUCAUCAGAGUUGCAAGUUAAAAGGGAAAUAUCUUUAAUUUGCUGAGAAGUGAUUAUUCCUAAUUUAUUUAUUAAAUAGCAAACAAAAAUUGAUACAAUAAUAACAAUAAAAGCUUAAAUGACAGGCUCUCCAACAGGGCAAAGUGCACAGAAGUAAAACUUUUUAAAGCAACCUACAAAUGUGGCAUAUAGAACAAAAUCUUGAUAGGCGAGUUUGUUUGUGAGGUUUGAUGUUACAUCAUCUACUUUUGUCUUGUUGGGGAAAAAACACAUUUGAGUCUUCAUCCUAAUUAAAAGGUAAGGGGAGGGCGGGAGGGGAACAUGUAGCUUGUCAUUUUCUCUAUUUAUUCUUGUGUUUUGUACCCUCUGCCCUUCACAUGCUGCCACUCAGCAUCCCUCCCACAUGUUACAAAAAUAAUUUCAGUAACAAUUUGCUUUUUUGGUUUUAAAUAUUUUAAGCAAGCACCACAGGUGGCUGAAACUUGUUGGCAUAAAGGACAUUUUUGACCCUCUCUGGCUCCAGUUCAUGGAAAUCCUUAAGCACAAGGGACCCAUUUCAAAUAUGCAUAUAUUCCCGACGCCAAAAAUGGAAAAGAAGAAAAACCACUCUAUCCUAAGUCAUAUCAGAAAACGAAGCGGAAAACAGCAAAAAAGGAAAUUGAAAUUAGGCAAUGUUUUUAAAAAGCACAUUGGUUGAUAAAUCCUGAGACUAUUUGGUAAAUAAUGUUAGCACUACCACAUUUGAAAACAUGGUUUCUAAAAUUUAAACAGCAAGGUAAUACGAUGCUAAGACAACAUCUAUUGAUUAAAUACUUUUUCUGAAGAGUCUUGUGAUCUCAAAAGAUCCUUGGUUUUUUUUAAUUGUGUCAGAAGUGACAUGAGAACAAACUACACGUCACUUCUGUUGUGAGAUAACAGAGACGUUGCCAAGGGGGACACACCUUUUGAGUGUACAUAUGGCGAAGUGCGUUAAAGCACUGAGCUGGAGACCGAAAGGUCCCAGGUUCAAACCCCGGGAGCAGCUCCUGCCAACCUAGUUCGAAAACAUUCCAAUGUGAGUAGAUCAAUAGGUACUGCUCCAGCGGGAAGGUAACGGCACUCCAUGCAGUCACAUGACCUUGGAGGUGUCUACGGACAAUGCCGGCUCUUCGGCUUAGAAAUGGAGAUGAGCACCAACCCCCAGAGUCAGACAUGACUGGACUUAACGUCAGGGGAAACCUUUACCUUUUAUUAGGCCCAGAAGGGGGAUCCUGGAGCUGGAAGUGUGCUUGUGUAGUUAUAAAAUGAAGCUCUGGGGAGAUGUAGGUUUUUUUUGACGCUCUACAAAGAUUGUGAAUUUUAAAAAAAGAUCAUGACUACUGGAAAUAAUCUAGCUGAACUAUAGGAUUAAGCUGUAUAACUGUUUCCCCAGAAUUAAGACCACUGAAUCUAGCUAGAAUUGCAUUGUUCAAGGCCAAGUGCCUAUUGAAUCAUAAAGAUCUGAGAUGUUCCUCUCCAGGCUUCCUGGAGAGAACCAUUAAGAGCUGGUCACAGUGUGUGCUGCUUCUCUUUUCCUGCACUUUGAAUCCAUUGUUCUAUGUCAUAGUCUCUAGAGCAGCAGAAAACAACAUUGCCCCCUCCUCAGCAUGACAUCCCUUCAUACAUUUAAACAUGUCUAUCAUGUCUCCUCCCAGCCUUCUCUUCUUCAAGCUAAACAUGCCCAGCUCCCUAAGCUGCUCCUCAUAGGGCUUGGUUUCGAAACCUCUGAUCGUUUUGGUCACUUCUCUGGACACGUUCCAGCUUGUCACGAUCCUUUUUGAAUUGUAAUUCAGAACUGGACAUAGUGUGAUUCCAGGUGAGGUCUGACCAAAGCAAAAUGCACUGGGAUGGACCUGCCCCCUGUCCUAAACUUAGACUAAGAGUUCACCUAAGUCUGAAAUGACUUGGAAGGCACACAACAACAAUCCUAAUUUUGGGCUAUUUCAUCAUAGUCCGGGCCCCCAACAAUCUGAGGGACCAUGAACCGGCCCACUACCAAAAAUGUUUGAGGACCCCUGAUCUAGACAGUAACGAGGGAAUUGGCAUUUCUCGUGUACAUUCAUACAAAGGCAUGGAUGCGCUAUCAUAUAGUAUGCAACUACGUUUUAAGCAGCAGCAUUUUUUCAGACAUUAUUUCUCCCCAAAAUAUGUAUUUAACCAAAAGAAGCAUCAACAUCUUGAUUUUUCAAUCAGUCGUGGACAUACAGUAGAGUCUCACUUAUCCAACACUCGCUUAUCCAACGUUCUGGAUUAUCCAACGCAUUUUUGUAGUCAAUGUUUUCAAUAUAUCGUGAUAUUUUGGUGCUAAAUUCAUAAAUACAGUAAUUACUACAUAGCAUUACUGCAUAUUGAACUACAUUUUCUGCCAAAUUUGUUGUCUAACAUGAUGAUUUGGUGCUUAAUUUUUAAAAUCAUAACCUAAUUUGAUGUUUAAUAGGCUUUUCCUUAAUGCCUCCUUAUUAUCCAACAUAUUCACUUAUCCAACAUUCUGCCGGCCCGUUUAUGUUGGAUAAGUGAGACUCUACUGUAUUACUUAUUUUGGUUAAAAUACUUCAGUAAUAUAUUAGAUAGAUCUGAAACUUCAAGCAAUGCAUAAUGAAGAUGAGGCUUGUGCAAAAAAUCUUUAGUAUGAAUCUGGGGACAUUGCAAGCAUAACUGCCUUCAUUUAUGAAACGGUGAGGCUGUUUUUGGUUUGCUUUGGUGCCCAUUUAAAGUAAGUAAGUAAGUAAGUAAAAGUUUAUUUGUAUACCGCCCUCUCUCCCAAAAGGGACUCAGGGCAGUUUCCAAUAUAAAAUCAGCAUAAAACAUUGUACAAUAAAACACUGAAAACACUAUAAAACGCUAUAAGAAUUAGAAACAAAAACAAAACAUAACAAUUGACUAAAACAAUCACAUAAGCAGAAGGAAUAAACAAUGUGCUUGGGUUGUUACCUAGCCUCAGAACUGCCACUUGCAUUAAUUUAGGUCUCUCCCCAUUAGUUCACAAUGCCUUUUGUAUGACAACAAAGUUUAAGGGUCAAUAAGAAAACUCCUGAUUCUUUAGAGCAGCACCACGCUUUUUAACAAGACCUAGUUCCCCAAUACCAUCCCAAUGCAUUAAUGCAGGACAGAACAAGAUCAAAAGACCCCAGAAAAUACUUGUGGACAUCAGAAGAAAGGAACCCCAUAAUAGUUUAUUAUUUGGAAUAUAAGAAAAACACCUAAAGUUUGACUGCCUUUGUAGGCGAUGCAGCCUUUGAAAUAACUUUUGUGCUUAACGAACUAUAUUGAAACGGAGCCACGGAGUCAAGCUGAAGCUGCAUAUUGGAGCACCGAGGUGUAAUGGUGAGCUUUGCCUCUAGUUCCACUUGUUUGGUCAAAAUGCCUUGUCGCUGGCUGUUCCGAUCCUGCUUAAGUCCUAAUCCUGCAACCACACUGCAUCUGACUCCCUUCCCUGCAUCUCAACCGGGGCAUUUAGUUGCAAACAAAAUUCUCUCUCGUGAUCUGUUGAUUCCAAAAUGGUCACAGCAAUCUAGCCUCUUCUCAAGUAUAUUUUUUCAAGUAGCAAUAAGUGCCAGUUUGAGUUUACUAUUUUAAAAAAAGGUGAAGUGGAUUGAUUCAGGGUUGGAUCGAGGGUGGGGAGGGAAAGAGAGAAUUCUGCAUACUUUUGAAGGCAGACACCAGAGAGCCAGCGAGAACAAGGGGGCUUCUGACCUGACCCCACUGUUUGCUAAGAAAAUUUGCUUACAGUGACGGGUCUCAGGUGCAACAUGGAAGCGAGCAGAGGGUUUAAAGAAUUGUCUGUCUGUUGUAAUGGCGAGUUCCUAAUACCAUUUUACAUGCCCUCCACCCUCCCCACCAAUGUAUUUAGUCAGGGGCAUGGAGGGGCUCGAGGGAGAAGACGUCAGGCCUGAAGUGCCUGCCCCCUCCCUCCGAGCUCUUUAAGCUUCACACGUAUGUAUUGGGACAGUUUUUAAAAACAAUAUUCAAAAAAUAAAAUCAUGAGAGUCAGUUGAUGUGGGAAGGGUUUUAAAAACUGCUGUAAAAAUAAGAAAAAAAAUGACACUUUGCAUUUAGUUUAGACUAUUUAUUACUGGGAUUUCAGGCACGGCGGCUGUAUGAAUCUUUUACAUGGAAUUGUUUAAUUAUUUGUACUUUUCAUGCCAGAAAAUAAAAAAGUUCAGAAUCUUA
Messenger RNA from Anolis carolinensis (green anole), 7522 nucleotides. It is a transcript of the gene elavl3, whose product is annotated as ELAV like RNA binding protein 3. Bases 591 to 1700 code for a protein of 369 amino acids. Gene Ontology annotation, cellular component: ribonucleoprotein complex. Lineage: Eukaryota; Metazoa; Chordata; Lepidosauria; Squamata; Anolidae. The transcript is spliced from 8 exons. The record is from RefSeq and is a predicted model, not a curated record. Gene Ontology annotation, molecular function: RNA binding.